AUGUGUUUGACUGUAGACUACACAGAUGAUCACAGAGCCAGACCCCCACACACGAUCACAGAGCCAGACCCCCACACACGAUCAGAGACAGACGAUCACAGACCCCCACAGACGAUCACAGAGCCAGAUCCCCACACACGAUCACAGAGCCAGACCCCCACACACGAUCAGAGACAGACGAUCACAGACCCCCACAGACGAUCACAGAGCCAGACCCCCACAGACGAUCACAGAGACAAACCCCCCACAGACGAUCACAGAGACAGACCCCCUACAGACGAUCACAGAGACAGACCCCCCACAGACGAUCACAGAGAUAGACCCCCCACAGACGAUCACAAAGCCAGACCCCCACAGACGAUCACAGAGACAGACCCCCCACAGACGAUCACAGAGACAGACCCCCCACAGACGAUCACAAAGACAGACCCCCCACAGACGAUCACAGAGCCAGACCCCCACAGACGAUCACAGAGACAGACCCCCACAGACGAUCACAGAGCCAGACCCCCACAGACGAUCACAGAGAUAGACCCCCCACAGACAAUCACAAAGACAGACCCCCCACAGACGAUCACAGAGCCAGACCCCCACAGACGAUCACAGAGCCAGACCCCCACAGACGAUCACAGAGCCAGACCCCCACAGACGAUCACAGAGCCAGACCCCCACAGACGAUCACAGAGCCAGACCCCCACAGACGAUCACAGAGACAGACCCCCCACAGACGAUCACAAAGACAGACCCCCCACAGACGAUCACAGAGACAGACCCCCCACAGACGAUCACAGAGACAAACCCCCCACAGACGAUCACAGAGCCAGACCCCCAGAGACGAUCACAGAGACAGACCCCCCACAGACGAUCACAAAGACAGACCCCCCACAGACAAUCACAGAGCCAGAUCCCCACAGACGAUCACAGAGCCAGACCCCCCACAGACGAUCACAGAGACAGACCCCCCACAGACAAUCACAGAGACAGACCCCCCACAGACGAUCACAAAGACAGACCCCCCACAGACGAUCACAGAGCCAGACCCCCACAGACGAUCACAGAGCCAGACCCCCACAGACGAUCACAGAGCCAGAUCCCCACAGACGAUCACAGAGCCAGACCCCCCACAGACGAUCACAGAGACAAACCCCCCACAGACGAUCACAGAGACAGACCCCGCACAGACGAUCACAAAGACAGACCCCCCACAGACGAUCACAGAGCCAGACCCCCCACAGACGAUCACAGAGCCAGAUCCCCACAGACGAUCACAGAGCCAGACCCCCCACAGACGAUCACAGAGACAAACCCCCCACAGACGAUCACAGAGACAGACCCCCCACAGACGAUCACAGAGACAGACCCCCCACAGACGAUCACAGAGCCAGACCCCCACAGACGAUCACAGAGCCAGACCCCCACAGACGAUCACAGAGCCAGACCCCCACAGACGAUCACAGAGCCAGACCCCCACAGACGAUCACAGAGCCAGACCCCCACAGACGAUCACAGAGACAAACCCCCCACAGACGAUCACAGAGCCAGACCCCCCACAGACGAUCACAGAGCCAGAUCCCCACAGACGAUCACAGAGCCAGACCCCCCACAGACGAUCACAGAGACAAACCCCCCACAGACGAUCACAGAGACAGACCCCCCACAGACGAUCACAGAGACAGACCCCCCACAGACGAUCACAGAGCCAGAUCCCCACAGACGAUCACAAAGACAGACCCCCCACAGACGAUCACAGAGACAGACCCCCCACAGACGAUCACAGAGACAAACCCCCCACAGACGAUCACAGAGCCAGACCCCCACAGACGAUCACAGAGCCAGACCCCCACAGACGAUCACAGAGCCAGACCCCCACAGACGAUCACAGAGAUAGACCCCCCACAGACGAUCACAAAGACAGACCCCCCACAGACGAUCACAGAGCCAGACCCCCACAGACGAUCACAGAGCCAGACCCCCACAGACGAUCACAGAGCCAGACCCCCACAGACGAUCACAGAGAUAGACCCCCCACAGACGAUCACAAAGCCAGACCCCCACAGACGAUCACAGAGCCAGACCCCCACAGACGAUCACAGAGACAGACCCCCCACAGACGAUCACAAAGACAGACCCCCCACAGACGAUCACAGAGACAGACCCCCCACAGACGAUCACAGAGACAAACCCCCUACAGACGAUCACAGAGACAAACCCCCCACAGACGAUCACAGAGACAGAUCCCCACAGACGAUCACAAAGCCAGACCCCCACAGACGAUCACAGAGCCAGACCCCCACAGACGAUCACAGAGACAGACCCCCCACAGACGAUCACAAAGACAGACCCCCCACAGACGAUCACAGAGCCAGACCCCCCACAGACGAUCACAAAGACAGACCCCCCACAGACGAUCACAGAGACAAACCCCCCACAGACGAUCACAGAGCCAGACCCCCACAGACGAUCACAGAGAUAGACCCCCCACAGACGAUCACAGAGCCAGACCCCCCACAGACGAUCACAGAGCCAGACCCCCACAGACGAUCACAAAGACAGACCCCCCACAGACGAUCACAGAGCCAGACCCCCACAGACGAUCACAGAGCCAGACCCCCACAGACGAUCACAGAGCCAGACCCCCACAGACGAUCACAGAGCCAGACCCCCACAGACGAUCACAAAGACAGACCCCCCACAGACGAUCACAGAGACAGACCCCCCACAGACGAUCACAGAGACAGACCCCCCACAGACGAUCACAGAGCCAGACCCCCCACAGACGAUCACAAAGCCAGACCCCCACAGACGAUCACAGAGCCAGACCCCCCACAGACGAUCACAAAGACAGACCCCCCACAGACGAUCACAGAGCCAGACCCCCACAGACGAUCACAGAGCCAGACCCCCACAGACGAUCACAGAGCCAGACCCCCACAGACGAUCACAGAGCCAGAUCCCCACAGACGAUCACAGAGACAGACCCCCCACAGACGAUCACAAAGACAGACCCCCCACAGACGAUCACAGAGCCAGACCCCCACAGACGAUCACAGAGCCAGACCCCCACAGACGAUCACAGAGACAGACCCCCCACAGACGAUCACAGAGACAGACCCCCACAGACGAUCACAGAGCCAGACCCCCACAGACGAUCACAGAGACAGACCCCCACAGACGAUCACAGAGCCAGACCCCCACAGACGAUCACAGAGCCAGACCCCCACAGACGAUCACAGAGACAGACCCCUACAGACAAUCCCAGACCCCCACAGACGAACACAGACGAUCACACAGCCAGACCCCCACAGUCCAUCCAUAGACUCCCGUGGGAACAAUGAGCUCAAGACUCUGCAUGCUUUAGCCUUUAGCUUGACCUCUGCAGAGAUGGAAACCAGUGCAGCUCCAGGAGAGACUAAAGCUGCUGCUCCUAAGUUUGACCAGAAGGAGGUGCGUCAGUACAAGAGCAAAGCACCUAAAGCCGGACACAAGAGAUUUGAUGAUCUUCCCGGACUCGAUGGUCUCGGAGGAGCUGAGGUGGUGUGUCCCUGGGAGGCCUUUGGAGACGUGGAGCUCAGUGACCUGGCCCAGUUUGGCAUCGUUUAG
This is a messenger RNA of Knipowitschia caucasica, 3600 nucleotides long. NCBI's taxonomy places the organism in Eukaryota, Metazoa, Chordata, Actinopteri, Gobiiformes, Gobiidae. The record is from the annotation of a GenBank genome assembly.